AUGUCUCAAAGCAAACCUGAGGAGCGUCUAGCUUUGGAGUUGAGCUGUGCGAUCUGUUUGCAGCUGUACCGUGAUCCCGUGGCCCUUCCGUGUGGACACAAUUAUUGCUUGGGUUGUAUACAAAAGGCUGCCAGCGCAGAAGAUCCCAAGUCCCCAAAACGGUGCCCGGAAUGCAGGGAAGAGUACGGCAGCCUGGAGACGCUUCCCAAGAACUUCAAGCUUAGCAGUAUUGUGGAUGGGUUCCUGGUGGCCACGACAGGUGGCGGACUGAGAGGAGGCCCUACAGUACCAUGUGACCAGUGUCUGGACAACCCUCUAGCUGCGGUGAAAUUCUGCACACGCUGUGAAAUGUCACUGUGCCCCAGCCAUCUCAAAAAACACGAGGAACGGCACCGCUCACUACACGUCUUAGUGGAGCUGCCCGCAGAACGGGAUGGGAAGAGGUGCCCGGUGCACUUGAAGGUCACGGAGUACCUGUGUGUGCAGGAGCGACUGUUCCUCUGCUCCGACUGCUUGAUGGAGGGCUCUCACCAGCACCACGAGGUGCAGACGUUCGAGGUGGCGAAGGAGGAAAUGAAGAGAGUUCUUGAGGAACUGGGGAAGUCUGUGUCUGACAAGCUACAGAUUACAGAAGCUCUGGUGAAAAGUGCCAGUGAAGGUCCUACGGACAAGGCCGAAGAUAAACUGGUGGCCAGAGCAAACAUACUGCUGGACAACAUGACUUUGCUUAUAAGUACAUACAAGAGUCGUAUGAGCACUGUGAUGAACGACGAGCUUCAUUCUCGGGACAAAAGUUGGCAGGCCAAUCUAUGCGACUUGGAGGGUUGUCUACACCAGCUGCAGGAAGCCCAAAAAUGCACCGGUGAGGUUCUCUCUCAAUCCUCAGAGUUUCUCUUCAUCCAGAACUACCUCAACGUCGAAGCAAGGGUCCGCCAGGCUGCUAAUGUCACCAUUCCUGCUCUACCUUCCCAAGAGUCUUCCCAUGCCAAGCAGCUGUGCUCGAUCCUACGUACAGAUGCCUUCCGUGCCGAGAUGAGUCUUCUAUUGGAGUACCUCCAUGGCAUGAUGAACCCUCUAGACCUGACCUUCAACCCAGCCACGGCCCAUUCUAGCCUUCUGCUGUCCAGCGAUCUCAAAACAGUCAAGCAGUGUGCCGGAGUUAAGAGCAGCACCACUGGAGAUCAGAGCGAACGCUUCUCUACGGCCACUCAGGUCAUGUGCACCCAGGGUUUCUCCACAGGAGUUCACAUGUGGGCAGUGGAGGUUGGUCCUGGGUGUAUGUGGUCUCUGGGACUGUGCUAUAAAAACAUCCCACGUAAAGGUGACCACAGCAGGCUGGGGCAUAACACCAGUUCCUGGAGGUUGCAGUGGAAAAGCAAGAAGCUGACGGCAUGCUAUGACUCGGCUAAUGUGGCCAUAGGUGAAGGGCUGGUCAUGCCGCCAAAGAAGGUCGAAGUGACCCUGGAUUACGAAGGAGGAACUAUUGCAUUCCACAGCUCAGGUCAAGGAGGGCGAAGGCAGCACCUUCAUACAUUUAGUGCCAUGUUCAAGGACACAGUAUACCCUGCGUUCGCGAUCCACUCUACUUCAGAGGAGUCAUGGAUAACCCUUCUGAGUGGAGUUUGA
Molecule: messenger RNA, 1626 nt
Organism: Sinocyclocheilus grahami
Lineage: Eukaryota; Metazoa; Chordata; Actinopteri; Cypriniformes; Cyprinidae
Product: E3 ubiquitin/ISG15 ligase TRIM25-like
Exons: 2
Coding region: 1-1626 (541 amino acids)
Molecular function (GO): protein binding; zinc ion binding
Source: RefSeq, a predicted model, not a curated record